AUACCAUCAAAACCUACCACCAACCAAUGUCCGCCGAACCAAAGCCCGAGGAGCUCCCCACUCCCGUAGUCGCCCCAACCCCACUGCCAAGGAUAAUCUGGCCCCAACUGCCAGUGCUUGUCUCUACUUGGUUCUUGUCUUUGAUUUUAGUCUCCCAACUUGCGGUAAGCGGGAAAUGGAGCAGCUGGUCAGGGGGGCUUGCCGUGUUAGCGAUACUGGUCAACGUCGGGGGGAUGUUCCUCUCCCGUCAGAUAUGCUCUAGGCACCGCGCACAAAUCGCAUCAGGGAACAAACGCGUGUUCUACCGGGUUCUGUUCCUCACAGGCGCUAUCUUUCUGGGAGUAGCCGCCCUUUGGUGGGCGGUAUACACGACCACCUCCUCCGACCUAGUGUGUUUCCCCCGCCAACCUGCUGCUCGGAAUCAUGAGCGAGAAACGCGCUCCCAACUCCCCUCAACCUCCCUUCUGACGCAUGCCGUCCGCUGGCUCUUAGCGUCCGAAACGGAGGACACGUGCCAUCUGCCGGUGCUCACUGCUAGACUUAGUUUUGUCAACUUCUGGAUAUUGAUCUUGGGGCACGGGGUGGGGACGCUGCUGCGUCUCUCUGGGUGUGGUGCGUGAGAUGACUCUGGUGCUGAACCCAGUUGGAGAGGAGCGGAGAGAGAGUAGAUAUCGGCUUGAGGAGUUGGAGGAUUAUACCCCGGAUGUACUGGAUACUGAACACAGAAA
Messenger RNA from Dacryopinax primogenitus, 728 nucleotides. RefSeq lists its product as uncharacterized. The record is from RefSeq and is a predicted model, not a curated record. Lineage: Eukaryota; Fungi; Basidiomycota; Dacrymycetes; Dacrymycetales; Dacrymycetaceae. The transcript is spliced from 6 exons. The coding region runs from base 27 to 620 and encodes 197 amino acids.